Messenger RNA from Branchiostoma belcheri (Belcher's lancelet), 606 nucleotides. RefSeq lists its product as uncharacterized. The record is from RefSeq and is a predicted model, not a curated record. The transcript has 2 exons. The coding region runs from base 1 to 606 and encodes 201 amino acids. NCBI's taxonomy places the organism in Eukaryota, Metazoa, Chordata, Leptocardii, Amphioxiformes, Branchiostomatidae.
AUGACAGAUGUGUACGAUGGUCAGGUUUGGAAAGACUUCCAACACGACAACAUCAGUGGUAAUCCCUUCUUAUCUGAACCAAUAGAUUUGGCACUUAUGCUUAAUUGUGACUGGUACCAGCCCUACAAGCAUUCUGAGUACUCAGUAGGAGUGUUAUAUCUUGUGAUCCUGAACCUGCCCCGUGAGGAGCGGUUUAAGGAGGAGAAUCUGAUCAUUGUCGGGUUGAUCCCUGGGCCAAAAGAACCCAAGUUAGACAUUAAUACAUUCUUAGAACCGUUGGUAGAAGAGCUACAGGACCUAUGGAACGGUGUUCUUCUCAGAGACAACUCCAGCUGCGGAGCCCAUAUCUACCGAGCGGCCCUUGUCUGCCUUUCCUCUGACAUUCCGGCCAUCCGCAAGUGUGGAGGCUUCGUUGGACAUGUAGCGUUGAGAGGAUGCAGUAAGUGUCUGAAGACAUUUACGAGAGAGCGGUUUGGGACGAAGGCAGACUACUCUGGUGCGGAUCGAACGGCUUGGACCCCCCGCGUGUCUUCUGACCACAUCCACUACGCAAAGAUGGCCAGGAGGGCAAAGACAAAGGCGGCCAAGAAGAGACUGGAAGACUAG